AUGAACGAAUUCAUGCACAUGAGCCCUGAAGAGUUCUCGGAGCAAGUGCUGUUGAAGGAGGAGGAUCUAAAGUUCCAUCCCGAGAGCAACGCCAUCGAUCACAAAAAAGCUAAAAAGUUGAGAGAGUUCAAGAAAGCGGCAAAAGUCGAGAAACGAGCGGCAAAUACCACCGACAACCUCUCGCAAACCGAGAUCAACGAAAUCACUGCAAUGCUGAGACAAAUGGGAUUUACCGGCGAGAUCGUCUUCAGCGAGGAGGAGCUGAAAGAAGAUCCAAUUGUGCCCGAUCCAACCCAGGAUGAACCUCUUCCUGGAGGCUUUGAUUGGAGAGAUCAAGGAGUGAUAACACCAGUGAAAGAUCAAGGCAGUUGUGGAAGUUGCUGGACCUUCAGUGCUGCUGGUAUUCUCGAGGCGCAACACGCGCGUAAGUACAACAAAGAGUUGAUCGACUUGGCCGAAUAUCAAAUGACUUGUGUUUAUGGUGGAACGAUCUGCAAGGGAGGUGCCUCCGAGGUUGCCUUCGAAUAUUACAAGACUCAUCCGGGAAUUGGUCUCGAAAAAGACACACCCUAUCCAGACCCUCCCGCCUCAGGCGAUAUGAGUUGCAAAGCCAAGCCACCAACUCCCCGAAAGUCACCGUCUCUUCUCAUAUCUCUUUGCUUGGAUCAACGGUCGACGAAAUCAAGGAUGCCC
This is a messenger RNA of Mesorhabditis belari, 693 nucleotides long. Lineage: Eukaryota; Metazoa; Nematoda; Chromadorea; Rhabditida; Rhabditidae. The record is from the annotation of a GenBank genome assembly.